GCAUCUCCUGUCAACAUGUCCUACACCUGCUGUUCUAGAAACUUCUCCUCCUGCUCCCUCGGGGACCACCUGCGCUACCCAGGCACCUCCUGUGGCUCCUCCUUCCCCAGCAACCUGGUCUACAGCGCUGACCUCUGCCCUCGCAGCUCCUGCCGGCUGGGCUCCUCUCUCUGCAGCCAGGAGACCUGCUGUGAGCCCAUCAGGACCCAGAAGUUCCGUGUGGUGUCCCGUCCCUGCCAGACGUCCUGCUACCGCCCGAGGACCCCCACGUUCUCCAGUCCCUGCCAGACGACUCUCCCUGGGUCUCUGGGCUUCAGGUCCAGCAGCUGCAGCUCCCUGAGCUCUGGAUCCAGAAGCUGCUACUCAGGGGGCUGUGGAUCUCGUAGCUUCAGAUGCCUGGGCUAUGGAAUCUGUGGCUUCCCUUCCCUGGGCUGUGGAUCCAGAUUCUGGCACCCAGUUAAUUUUCCCUGCCGAAGUUUCCAUUCAUCUUGCUACUGA
Messenger RNA from Odocoileus virginianus texanus, 498 nucleotides. Its product is annotated as keratin-associated protein 13-1-like. Lineage: Eukaryota; Metazoa; Chordata; Mammalia; Artiodactyla; Cervidae. The record is from RefSeq and is a predicted model, not a curated record.